Messenger RNA from Dioszegia hungarica, 2421 nucleotides. RefSeq lists its product as uncharacterized. The record is from RefSeq and is a predicted model, not a curated record. The coding region runs from base 1 to 2421 and encodes 806 amino acids. NCBI's taxonomy places the organism in Eukaryota, Fungi, Basidiomycota, Tremellomycetes, Tremellales, Bulleribasidiaceae. The transcript has 7 exons.
AUGACAUCACUCGGAAUAUCUCCCUCCCAUCCGGGGCGGUCUAGGCCCACGCCCCCAGGUCGGCCAAAGCGGAAUUCCCUUACUCCGACACUACGGACCAAUAUCGCCCCUGGACCCCCUUCACCCGCUGCGUCUCGACGAGAGAAGGCCGGGGGAGUGAUGGGUGGACUAAUAGAGCGAAGUGAGGAUGAACUGAGGCGGGCGGGAAGGGAGGAGCUGGUCAGUGCAUUGAAGGGGGAGUGGGAGAAUCGGGAUAAGAUGACUGAACAUGUUGACGCGCUCGAGAGUGAACGGAGGAAGCUCGAGAAGGAGCGGGAAGAGCUGGUUCAGAGUUUGGGCGGGCUACAAUCUAGGGUGGACGAUGCGUACAACGAGCAGAGCAGGCUUGAUGCGGAUCUUGAGGGCAGAGACGAGCUGUUGGAGAAGAUGCGGACGCGAAUUUCUGAGGGGGAAAAGGCCCUCCGGGAUGGGCAGAAGCGGUAUACCGAACAGGAGAAAUCGUUCGAAGCCGAGCGCGAAGCAUUCCGGGCACAGGAGCUCCACCUCCAAACACGGAUCAAAACCCUCUCCGCCGGUCCAUCUACAUCCGCCAAGCCUGCCUCGUCUACUUCCGCCGAAGAUACCGAGAUGCUGCAAGAAGAGCUCGCCUCCCUCUCCGCCUCUCACUGCACCCUCAUUGCGCAGCUCAAUACGGUCUCGUCCGAGCUUGGAGACCUGAAGGAGAAGAAUCGGAGCCUAGAGGAGGAGAAUGCAGGGUGGGAGCUGUUGAUGCGUGAACGGACCUUGAAUGGGGGGAUGAGGGGCAAAGGGCUUUUGGGGACGGAGUGGCUCGACGAGGGCGAGGGUGAUAUGAGCGAGGAUGAGGAGCAGGAGGAAAUACUCACGGGCCGGAAGGCGGGGAGGUCUCGGGGAAGGUUGUCGGGGCUAGAGGCGUUGGAUGAGGAGAUGGAGGGGACGAUGGAUGGGGAGAUGAGCACGUCGCCUGUGAACAUGCAGGGGACGAUUCGGUCGGCCAAGGGGAGGAAGGAGAGGAAGGGGGAGAGCCUGGGGGAUCUUGCGGUCAGUGGGAAUGGGCUGGAUCUGGCCGCUGAGCUGGGACGGGCGGAGGUCGAUCUAGAUGGAGGGGAGAUGCGGGCAUUAGGCAAAGGAGAGGAGGGCGAAGCGCUUCGGGCGGAGGUUAAGCAGCUACGCGAGUCCAACAAGGCGCUCUCGCUCUACUGCUCCAAGAUCAUUGACCGUAUCAUCGCCCAAGAAGGCUUCGAGCAUGUCCUAGCGGUAGACUACAAGACACGGCGACUGCACAACCCCAGCCAUCGAUCCCGGAUCGGUAUCGCCGCUCGGACGAGCGUGCACGAUAUCGUCAAGAACAUGCAGGGGGAUGUACCGCCGCCUGUACCGUCCCUGCCUGCGUUUGUGCAGGAGGCGAGAGCUGUAGCGGCCGAAGAGGGCAAGCCUGCGGCGGUCAAAAAGGCGAGGCCGAUGAGCAUGAUGGCGAGGGCGUUCUCGUCUGGGCCUGCUUUGCCGAUGGAGGUGGCGAGGGAGGAGUUUCUGCCAGUGGCACCGAUGUCGGCCGUUCCGGCUGCUACGAGGGAGGAGGAAGCCAAGGCUACAAAGAAGGCCAAGCGAGGCUUCUCGAUCGACUUCCGGUCCUUCGGCUUCGGCUCCGCACCCGCUGCACCCGCCCCUUCACCUCCCGAGCCCAAAGGCCUGAAACCCCUCCAGCUCCCUCGGCGGACCGCAUCGCAAUCCUCCCGCCCGCCUUCCGUCCGUAUCCCCUCUCCACCCAUGCACUGCCCCGCCGAGUACGGCGGAAUCACCGCGCGCAAGCUCGACCCGCAAGCCGAGGACGAGGAGGACCGGCGCGAGCGCCAUCGCAUGGAAGCAGCCAUGCGGCUUAUGGGGAUCGACCGUUCUUCCAUCUCACCCUCUGGCGGGAUUAUGGAGGAACUCGAGCCGGACAUGUCUGCCCCAUCCAUGACUCAGAGCCAAACACGGACGAGCACCGGCUCUGACUCAUCCGCGUCAUCCCGGACGACCCCGCUCUCCCGGCUCUCAUCCCGUCUCGCAUCAACCCUCUCGCCCUCGUUGGAACUGGCCGACCCGAUGUCGCCAGUCAAUGACGAUACGGCCACUGCGGCGCUGGCGGCCUUCGACAAGAAGGAGCAGGAGCAGUCCAAGAUGAUUGCGAAGGGAUCGUACCAUGCCGAAUUUACGGCCCCGUCGCCCUCUAGCUCGGUAAGGGACCGACGGGCGAGUAUGCGCCGGGGAAGCGGACAGUCUGUGGAUGGGCAGAGAACGAUGGGGAGGGGUAGGAUGAGUAAGAGCGGGAGCGUCAGUACGCUGUGGAGCGCGGGCAGUGGGUCUAGGCCGGUCAGUAUGGAGGUUUCGGCUGCUGCGGAGGGGGCGGAAGAGAGGCUAUAG